UAAGUCUCCUUGCUUUUGGGCCAGGUCAUGGCUUGUCUCAGGGAGCUCUUGCAGGGCAUGUCUGCAGUGCUGCUGACUUACGGGAUCCUGCAGUGGAAGAGCUGAGGAUCAUUACUUAGGACAGGCACAGGGGACACCAUGGGAUGGGUUUCUCCUCCCUCCCUCUCUGCAAUUUUUCACAUCCCUUCUGCUGCCUGCAUGCCCUGCGAAGAUGCCCGUGUCCCUUGUGCGUCCCCUUUACCAUGAACUGGAGGAACGUCCUGUCAUCAUCAGCCAGAAAUUCUUCGUAGAAGAAGCAGAGCACCUACGGAGGAGCAAAGAGUUGAGAGGUAAAGCCUCGCUCAUCCAGUGGAAACCCUGGGAUCUGCUGCACCCCUAAAAAAUGGGAUGUGCAAUGCCUUUCUAACCUGGAGCAGAGGCACUACCCACUGGGCAGGCACCCAGUGGUGACAGCCCCGGGUGAGAGGAAGCCUUGCUGUGGUGACGACGACGACGAAGCUGCUCUGAUUUCCUCCAAGCUGCGAUGACUCACCUGCUUCCCCCGACCGAAUGAAACCCAGGAGCUUCUGGCAGAGGACGAAGUGGAGGCACAAGCUGGAUUUGCAGAAGUGAGGCAGACGGUGCUUUUCCAGCCACGCCAGUAAAACCGGGGGGCUGGGAUCCUGCGUUGCACCCCCCCAUGCCCAAGAAGAAGAUUAAGCUGUGAGCAAGGAGCCGUCUCUUGCCUGGGGAUUAGGAUCUGGGGCUGAAACCCAACCUUGGAGACCCUCCAGUGGGAAAAGGAGAAAGAAAGAAGGAACCGCAACUGUCUUGCAGCAGCAGUCAUCUGUUUCCCUGGCAAGAGGAGGAAUCUGCUCCCCAGCUUCCCCGGGUCACUUUUUGAAGGCGAGCACGUGCUCCUCGGCGGCGGCCCCGGCUCGCUGAAGACGCUCGGCCUGUGCGCAAGGUCUGCAGGUGUGCAGGGCAGAGGUAAUCAGCUCAGCCUCCAAAAGCCCUCUCUGGCCACCACCCCUCCACUAGCCUUGACCCUGGCAGCACCUUCAAAGGGAGUAUGGCUCUGCUGCGGAGCGUGCAAUGUUUGCUCACUUAUCGGGCCAGCAGCUACCGCCUCCCUGCCCUGGGGGGUUUCGUCAACCUCCUGCAACACUCCGGGGGAGACCGGUCAGCCACCGCUGCUUGCACAAGGAACCCCCUUGUCCGCUCUGCAGCCAUGGCCACCUCGGCGAGCUCCCACCUGAGCAAAGCUAUCAAGCACAUGUACAUGAAGCUGCCGCAGGGGGACAAGGUCCAAGCCAUGUACAUCUGGAUCGAUGGGACAGGGGAGCACCUCCGCUGCAAAACCCGCACGCUGGACCACGAGCCCAAGAGCCUGGAAGAUCUCCCCGAGUGGAAUUUUGAUGGCUCCAGCACCUUCCAGUCUGAAGGCUCCAACAGUGACAUGUACCUGCGACCUGCUGCUAUGUUUCGGGACCCUUUUCGCAAGGAUCCCAAUAAACUAGUUCUCUGCGAGGUCUUCAAAUACAAUCGCCAGUCUGCAGAGACAAAUCUCCGCCACACCUGCAGGCGGAUUAUGGAUAUGGUGUCCAACCAGCACCCCUGGUUUGGGAUGGAACAAGAGUACACUCUUCUGGGGACAGAUGGACAUCCGUUUGGCUGGCCUUCCAAUGGCUUCCCUGGACCCCAAGGUCCAUACUACUGCGGUGUAGGGGCAGACAAAGCCUAUGGCAGGGACAUUGUGGAGGCCCACUACCGAGCAUGCCUGUAUGCUGGUGUGAAAAUUGGAGGAACCAAUGCAGAAGUGAUGCCAGCCCAGUGGGAGUUCCAGGUGGGACCAUGCGAAGGGAUUGAGAUGGGUGAUCACCUCUGGAUCGCACGCUUCAUCCUCCACCGGGUGUGCGAAGACUUCGGUGUCAUUGUGUCCUUCGAUCCCAAGCCCAUCCCUGGGAACUGGAACGGUGCUGGCUGUCACACCAACUUCAGUACCAAGGAAAUGAGGGAAGACGGAGGUCUCAAGCACAUUGAAGAGGCCAUUGAGAAGCUGAGCAAGCGUCACCAGUACCACAUCCGUGCCUAUGACCCCAAAGGGGGGCUGGACAAUGCCAGGCGCCUGACAGGUUUCCACGAGACAUCCAACAUCCAUGAGUUCUCGGCUGGGGUGGCCAACCGUGGCGCCAGCAUCCGCAUCCCCCGGAGCGUGGGCCAUGAGAAGAGGGGCUACUUCGAGGACCGCCGGCCUUCCGCCAACUGUGAUCCAUAUGCUGUGACAGAGGCCCUCGUCCGCACGUGUCUCCUCAAUGAAACUGGAGACGAGCCUUUUGAGUACAAGAACUAAGCGGACUGCGCCCACAAACACCGCCUUCCCCCCGCGAUUCCCGCACCCCUAAAUCUUCCCUUCUAGAUGUAAUCCUGAGGGUACAAGAUAACACAUUUUUUGUGUCUCAGUAACUCUUGUUGUCUUGAGGUGGGGAGGAGGGCAAAUUUAGUUUUAUCCAUGUCUGUUUGUCAUUGACUCUUCAGAAGAUGAGAGAAGGAAGAAGGUCUUUAGAGAACUUUUAACCACUGUUUUAUUAUUUUUUUUUGUCUAAUUCAUAUGUACAUCUGAUAGGAUCCAGUGGCUUCCAGGGGCAGACUGCACAAAAAACCCAGUUGGCAAGUGGAAAGCUUAAAGCUACAGCUGACUCCCCCAAGAGUCAGGUUUGGGGUGUGGGCCCCACCGCUGACUCUCUGCAGGCUGAUGGUUCUCUAAGGUUGGUUCCCUGCUGCGGAGAAGGGAAGAUGGAGCUCUGAUGGAGCCCUGUGUGCUCCUGCUUCUAUGGUGUGAUGGGGAGAUCUUUACCUUCUGAGGUUUCUGGGAGUCUUCUGGCAUUGAGCUCAGCCUAAGAGUGUUGAGAACUCCUGGUUCUGUCACUGGAAGUCAGCUGAUCUCUGGCUCAUAACACAGAGUGAAGUAGUAUUUUUCUAUUUAAAUAUAAAAAAAAGCCAACAAAAAAAUUGUAUAUGAAAGUGGUUGUUUUUUUUUUUGAAAAAGAACAAAAGAGAUGAAGUUCUAAUGACUCACCUGGCCAGAGCAGGCAGAGCUCCUGAGGAUGCUGUCGGGGCGGCCUCCAGGUGGGACCGAGGGUGAGCUUGGAGGGCUUGGUGGAGGAGACUUAUUUCAGAGAUUUAUCUCAGCGUGGAGUUCGCAGGAGGCGGUUCCCAGAUCCAGGAACCCCACAGAGUCAUUUGUCACUGUAACUCGAGCAGCUGCGACGCGCUUGUAAGUGCGUUUGAUCAAGAUGAGGAAGGUGUCCUGAACAAGGAGUUGACUGGUUAACAACCACAUUGUGGACAGAGCUGUGAGUGUUUAACCUUUCCAGCGGAGCUAGCAUGUCACUAAAGCAGGGCUGUUGAUAAAGGAAAAGAAAAAAAUUAGAUUAUUUUUUUUUUUUUUUAAAUUUCCAUAAUGUUCUUAGUUGCUAAAAUGGAAUGGUUUUACAAGAGACUGUUGAUGUCUCUGUGUCCUGGCUCUCGGGCUGCCUGCCAUCCAGCUGUGAUGGGGGCUGGGAGAAGGGAGAGGCCACUGGUCCCUCCUGGCCAGCCCUGACACCUCCCAGCUCAUGCUGGGGGAUCAGAUGUUCUGGGAUUUUACACUUGGGUAUCUUAGAUGGUACACGUUCUAUUCCGUUGUAUUUGGACUUCUUCCAAAUAGGUUUCUUUUUUUUUUUUUUUAUAAUUAAAAAAGCACAAAACCUUAA
Molecule: messenger RNA, 3734 nt
Organism: Columba livia (rock pigeon)
Lineage: Eukaryota; Metazoa; Chordata; Aves; Columbiformes; Columbidae
Gene: GLUL
Product: glutamate-ammonia ligase
Exons: 11
Coding region: 1052-2332 (426 amino acids)
Cellular component (GO): cytoplasm
Molecular function (GO): glutamine synthetase activity
Source: RefSeq, a predicted model, not a curated record